AGAGGGAACACCCAUGGAGGACGAGGGCGAGGACCCGAUGAGUGAUCAAAUAUCAUUGACCAUAGCGUCGUCAUCGGGAAGCAGCUCCAGCACUAGCGUUGCCAGUCGUCAGUUAGAGCACGUACAACUGGCUUAUGACUUCAUGGCCGCAUAUUCGAUCGUGGAACAGAGGCGGGUUGCAAUCGAGCAUGCGAAAACGGAGGUGAGUUCUAUGCGAUCUUGGCCAUCGCAUGACGUUAACAUCUUCCGUCCAGAGCUGUGUUAUUUUUCGUUUCAAUGAUUUUGCGAUUCCUGAUCGAGUGACUCCGCGACAUGUGGUGAUCAGCGAUAAAAAUCAAGCCGACAGGCUGGGUCUUAUGAGAUGGAAGACCUAUAGAGUGACGGCGGCAGCACGACCUCCCAGUGUCGAG
Messenger RNA from Laetiporus sulphureus 93-53, 410 nucleotides. RefSeq lists its product as uncharacterized. The record is from RefSeq and is a predicted model, not a curated record. The transcript is spliced from 4 exons. Bases 14 to 280 code for a protein of 88 amino acids. Lineage: Eukaryota; Fungi; Basidiomycota; Agaricomycetes; Polyporales; Laetiporaceae.